Messenger RNA from Penaeus chinensis, 1184 nucleotides. RefSeq lists its product as uncharacterized. The transcript is spliced from 7 exons. Lineage: Eukaryota; Metazoa; Arthropoda; Malacostraca; Decapoda; Penaeidae. The record is from RefSeq and is a predicted model, not a curated record. The coding region runs from base 87 to 1184 and encodes 365 amino acids.
AUCAUCAUCAUCAUCAUUGUCAAUGAACACAUCACCAAACAUUUAUAACGAUAAUAACAACCAUUAAAAUCAUAAUCCCAUUAAAAAUGAAUAUCGCAGAGGUGUCCGUGGCCGACGAGGAGCGAGCGGAGUUCCUGAAGCAGCUAGCCACGCUGAGGGGAGAGGCUGGGAACUUCCUCGAGAUGCUGAGCGAGACGAGGAACCGCUUCCGGAGGCUGGGAGGACCCGACUCGGCCACCGACACGAGGGCGAAGGCGUACAGGGCGGUGGUGCGCGAUCUCUCCCGUGUGCUGACGCUGCUCAACCGGCGCGAGGAGCACAUCGUCACGGUUCCCGGGGACUGGCAGCGGCUGCUGUCGUGGGCCGCGAGAGUGCUGGCCCGAUACAAGCGGCAGAAGGCAGCUAAGGAGGCGGGAGACAUCACAACGCUCGAGCCCCUGGCCACCGGAACCUUGUACCAGACCCGGCGUCAGGCCCAGGCGGAGCGGUGUCGCUUGGUGGCGCUGGGGGGACAGUGCUCAGCCCCCUUCCAGGACCCCUCCACGCCCAGAGUCACUGAGGUCCAUCCCCCUGCGUAUAGAGAAACAACUCCAUGCAGCCAGCUUAGCUCUCGGUCGGCAUCGCUGAUGAGUCUGACCCACAUCCUCGAGGAAGAGGAGGAAUACGAAGCGGCAGAUAACCAUGACGAUGUUUUGUUCUCGGAGAACGAGGAGCAAGAGCAGGAGGACGUAAAAUUAACCCCUACCGAGAAGGUCGACCUUACUGUUGCCGACAAGGGCCUGGGGAAGCAGGACUCGUCCGAAGUGAAUUAUGGCGUCGUCAACGAGAAACUGCUGAACGAAUCGAAGUUCGUGAAGGAAAACAACAACAACAUCACAAAAAAUCUCAGCGACCUUACCAACAACAUUGUCAACAUUGAGAACUUUCGACCUCCUUCCAACGUCUCUGAAAAUAUAAACAACCUGAAGAACCUCGAGCACCUACGCGAGAUGGCACCCGUGUUCAUCCAGACCAAAGAAAACAUCGCUCAGGAUCAAGAGAAGAAACACACCUUCAACAACAACGAAAUCCUGACGAAGGAAAUUAUAUAUAUGAAGGCAUCUUCUAUACGUUUUAGUAGUAGCAGCAGUACUGUUUCCAACUUGCAGGAUCGACACCAGUUAACAGGUUUUGAUUCCACUUGA